CCUAAGUAUAUCGCGGCCUUAUCUGGCUCUCUUCUUCUUUCUUCCUUCAGAAACCCCGAAACAUCGUCUACGAUGCCUACUGAAUUCAUUAGUCUAGCGUUCCCAAACGCAUCCACGGAGCUCAGUCCCCUUCCGAGUCCGUCCGUGGAUCCGGAUUACCUGGUUCGGUAUGCUCGAGCACUAGAUGAUUACGACUUCGACUACACGCUGCAGCCGUAUGAUUCCGGCGGAUUCGAUCCAUGGACGAUGGGUGCUACCAUUGCCGCGGCGACCAAGAAGCUCAAGGUUAUCAUUGCUCUUCGACCAAACACCGUGUACCCGACCGUUGCGGCGAAGGCGCUGGCAACUCUCGACCAGCUCAGCAAAGGCCGUGCCGUUGUUCACUUCAUCGCCGGCGGCAGCGAUGCUGAGCAGGCUAGAGAAGGCGACUUCCUCGACAAGGCGCAGCGUUAUGAGCGCCUGGAAGAAUACAUCCGUAUUCUCCGCCGCGCGUGGGAGUCAGCAGAGCCAUUCGACUGGAAUGGCAAGCACUAUCAGUUCAAGCAGCACAGCAACCGCGUGCGGCCAGUCAAUGGGACCAUCCCCGUGUCUGUGGGCGGUUCGUCGGACGAGGCGUAUCGAGUCGGUGGCGCCCUGGCCGACAUCUUCGGGCUCUGGGGCGAGCCGCUAAAGGAGACCAAGGACCAGAUCGACAAGAUAUACGCCGCGGCCGACAAGGCUGGCCGUCCUGCAUCUGACCGCCCACGGAUCUGGGUGACGUUCCGACCCAUCACUGCGGAGACGGAUGAUCUCGCGUGGGAGAAGGCCCAUCGUACGCUCGAUGCUCUGAAGGGCAACCAAGCAGCUGGAAAAAGUAUCAUACCUCUAGCUGCCACUGGUACAGCGCCACAGAACGUGGGCUCGCAGCGUCUGCUCGAGAUCGCGAAGCGCGGCGAGGUGCAAGACCGCGCGCUUUGGUAUCCGACUGUCACAGCAACUGGUGCACGCGGCGCGUCGACAGCGCUAGUUGGUUCCUACCAGACUGUUGCGGACUCGAUUCUCGACUAUGUUGAUCUGGGCUGUGAGCUCAUCUCCAUUCGCGGCUAUGACAACCUGAACGAUGCCAUUGAUUAUGGGCGUUAUGUGCUUCCUCGAGUUCGUGCAGAGCUGGCAAGGCGAGAGGGGGCUGUUUCCAAGCAAGAGGGAGAGGCCGCUGUUUCCAAGCAAGGUGGAGAGACGACCGCCAUCGUCGAUGGUUGAAUUCAAGAGGCGUGCUUCACUAAGUAGCAGACGCGACAAGUGGUUGAUGCUUUGACGCACAGGCCGAUCGAAGCGGCAACAUGAUGCCUGUCAAGGAUCCUAAAUAUCUGAAAUGUUGUGCUCUUUCUAUUAUGUAGUAAAUGAAUAUAUACAUAUUUGGC
This is a messenger RNA of Mytilinidion resinicola, 1400 nucleotides long. Its product is annotated as alkanesulfonate monooxygenase. The record is from RefSeq and is a predicted model, not a curated record. NCBI's taxonomy places the organism in Eukaryota, Fungi, Ascomycota, Dothideomycetes, Mytilinidiales, Mytilinidiaceae. The transcript has a single exon. Bases 73 to 1239 code for a protein of 388 amino acids. Gene Ontology annotation, molecular function: oxidoreductase activity, acting on paired donors, with incorporation or reduction of molecular oxygen.